Molecule: messenger RNA, 1725 nt
Organism: Tetrapisispora phaffii CBS 4417
Lineage: Eukaryota; Fungi; Ascomycota; Saccharomycetes; Saccharomycetales; Saccharomycetaceae
Gene: ASN2
Product: asparagine synthase (glutamine-hydrolyzing) 2
Exons: 1
Coding region: 1-1725 (574 amino acids)
Cellular component (GO): cytosol
Molecular function (GO): asparagine synthase (glutamine-hydrolyzing) activity
Source: RefSeq, a predicted model, not a curated record
AUGUGUGGUAUCUUUACGGUUUAUAAGCAUGAGAAUGCUGAAGCAUUCAAGCCAAGAGCUCUACAAUUAUCCAAGAGAAUCAGACAUCGUGGUCCAGAUUGGUCUGGUAACGUCGUCAAGAACAGCACUAUCAUGGCUCAUGAAAGAUUAGCUAUUGUUGGUUUAGACUCCGGUGCUCAACCAAUCACUUCUCAAGAUGGUGACCAUAUUUUAUGUGUCAAUGGUGAAAUUUACAACCACAUUCAAAUCAGAGAGCAAUUCCCAGACUAUCAAUUCAAGACUUUAAGUGAUUGCGAACCAAUCAUCCCAUUAUACAUGAAAUAUGGUGCCGAAGCUCCAAAACAUUUGGAUGGUAUGUUUGCUUGGACUCUAUACGAUGCCAAGCAAGACCGUAUCAUUGCCGCUAGAGAUCCAAUUGGUAUUACCACUCUAUAUAUGGGUAGAUCUUCCAAGUCUCCAAAGACCGUCUACUUCGCUUCUGAAUUGAAAUGUUUAACUGAUGAUUGUGACAGCAUUGUUGCUUUCCCACCAGGUCAUGUUUACGAUUCUGUUACCGACCAGAUCACACGUUACUACACUCCGGAUUGGAUCGAUGAAAACAGAAUCGCCAACCAACCAUUAGAUUUAAUGAAGAUUAGACACAGUCUAGAAAAGGCUGUUAGAAAGAGAUUAAUGGCUGAAGUUCCAUACGGUGUUCUAUUAUCCGGUGGUUUGGAUUCUUCUUUAAUCGCUUCUAUCGCUGCAAGAGAAACUGAAAAGGCUAUGAAGACUGCCAGCUCAGAUUCUUUAAGCUCUUCUGUUAACCAAUUAACCGGUAUUGAUGACAACGGUAACCUACGCUCCUCCGGUUGGUCCCGUCUACAUUCCUUUGCCAUCGGUUUACCAGGUGCUCCAGAUUUAAUUGCCGCUAAAAAGGUUGCUAAAUUUAUUGGUUCUGUUCAUCACGAACAUACUUUCACUUUACAGGAAGGUUUAGAUGCUCUAGAUGAUGUCAUUUACCAUUUGGAAACUUAUGAUGUUACUACUAUCAGAGCUUCGACUCCAAUGUUUUUAUUAUCCAGAAAGAUCAAGGCCCAAGGUGUCAAGAUGGUCUUAUCCGGUGAAGGUUCUGAUGAAAUCUUCGGUGGCUACUUAUACUUUGCUCAAGCUCCAUCAGCUGCUGAAUUCCACACUGAAUCCGUCAAGCGUGUUAAGAACUUACAUUUAUCUGAUUGUUUAAGAGCCAACAAAUCUACUAUGGCAUGGGGCCUAGAAGCUCGUGUUCCAUUCUUAGACAGAGAAUUCUUAGAUUUAUGCAUGAACAUCGACCCAUCCGAAAAAAUGAUCAACCAAAAAGAAGGCCGUAUCGAAAAGUACAUCUUAAGAAAAGCCUUUGACACUACUGAUGAACCAAAUGAAAAGCCAUAUUUACCAGAUGAAAUUCUAUGGAGACAAAAAGAACAAUUCUCCGAUGGUGUUGGUUACUCUUGGAUUGAUGGUUUAAAGGAUACUGCUGAAAGAGUUAUUUCCGAUGAAUUAUUCGAAAACCCAAGAGAGCACUGGGGCUCCGACAUCCCAACUACCAAAGAAGCUUACUGGUACAGAUUAAAGUUUGAUGCUUUAUUCCCACAACCAACUGCCGCUUCUACUGUCAUGAGAUGGAUUCCAAAGGCCGACUGGGGUUGUGCUGAAGAUCCAUCUGGUAGAUACGCUAAAAUUCACGAGCAACACAUUGGUGCCAAAUAA